AUGCCGAACUUCACAGUAGAGGAGAUGCGUGCGGCCAUGGAUGAGCCUCUUUACAUCCGUAACAUGAGUGUCAUUGCUCAUGUCGAUCACGGCAAGUCCACUUUGACCGAUUCCCUUAUCUGCCGUGCUGGCAUUAUCUCUUCUAAGGCCGCUGGUGAUGCUCGUUUCACUGAUACUCGUGCUGAUGAGCAGGAGCGUGGUGUGACUAUCAAGUCUACUGGUGUCUCUCUGUACUACGAGUACAAGGCCGAGGACAAGGAGAAGGAACACGGUUACCUUAUUAACCUUAUCGAUUCCCCCGGUCACGUUGAUUUCUCAUCUGAGGUUACUGCUGCCCUUCGUGUUACCGAUGGUGCUCUGGUCGUCGUCGAUUGCAUUGAGGGUACCGCCGUCCAGACCGAGACUGUGCUUCGUCAGGCCUUGAGUGAGAGGGUCAAGCCAGUUCUGUUCAUGAACAAGGUCGAUAGGUGUAUCUUGGAGUUGCAGAUGGACCCUGAGGAGAUGUAUGUCAACUUCCGUAAAUGCAUUGAGGAUGUCAACGUCAUCAUCGCCACUUACAACGAUGAGCUCAUGGGUGAUUGCCAGGUCUAUCCCGAGAAAGGUACCGUCGCCUUCGGUUCCGGUCUUCACGGCUGGGCUUUCUCCAUCGAGAAGUUCGCCGAGAUGUAUGCUUCUAAGUUUGGUGUCCCCAAGUCUAAGAUGAUGAAGCGUCUCUGGGGUGAUACUUUCUUCAACGCCAAGAAGCACUCUUGGACUAACGUCGCCGAGCCUGCUGGUCACACUGGCAAGCCCCUCCCUCGUGCCUUCUGCCAGUUCAUCGUUGAGCCUAUCACUCAGAUGAUCCGUGCCAUCAUGAACGAGGAUAAGGAGAAGUACGAGAAGAUGCUCAAGUCUUUGAACAUCGUCCUCAAGGGUGACGACAAGCUCCUCACCGGUAAGCCUUUGAUGAAGAAGGUCAUGCAGACUUGGUUGCCUGCUGCCGAUACUUUGUUGGCUAUGAUCGUCGAUCACUUGCCUAGUCCUGUGUUCGCCCAGAAGUAUCGUGUUGAGAACCUUUACGAGGGUCCUAUGGAUGACGCUGCCGCCAACGCCAUCCGUGCCUGUGAUCCCCAUGGUCCUCUCAUGAUGUACAUCUCCAAGAUGGUUCCCACUUCUGAUAAGGGUAGGUUCUACGCUUUCGGCCGUGUCUUCUCUGGUACCAUUGCUACCGGUAAGAAGGUCCGUAUCCAGGGACCCCAUUAUGUCCCCGGCUCCAAGGAUGACUUGAACGUCAAGAACAUCCAACGUACCGUUCUUAUGAUGGGUCGUUAUGUCGAACAGGUGUCUGAUAUCCCUUGCGGUAACACCUGUGCCUUGGUCGGUGUUGAUCAGUACUUGCUCAAGUCUGGUACCAUCACUGAUAUCCCUGAUGCCCAUAACAUCGCCGAUAUGAAGUACUCUGUGUCUCCCGUCGUCCGUGUGGCCGUCAAGCCCAAGGAUGGUAAGGAUCUCCCCAAGCUCGUUGAGGGUCUCAAGAAGCUUUCCAAGUCUGAUCCCCUUGUUGUCUGCACCACUGAGGAGUCUGGUGAGCAUAUCAUUGCUGGCUGCGGUGAGUUGCACGUUGAGAUCUGCCUUAAGGAUCUUAAGGACGAGUACGCUCAGUGCGACUUCACUGUAUCCGAUCCCGUCGUCUCAUACAGAGAGACUGUCACUACUACCUCGAGUCAGACUGCUCUCGCCAAGUCCCCCAACAAGCAUAACCGUUUGUUCGUGACUGCCGAGCCUUUGGGUGAUGAGGUUAGUGCUGAGAUCGAGAGCGGCAAGUUGGGUCCUCGUGUUGAUCCCAAGGAGCGUGCUAAGGAGCUCGCUGAGAAGUACGACUGGGAUGUUAACGCCGCCCGUAAGAUCUGGUGUUUCGGUCCCGAGACUGAGGGUGCCAACGUCGUCGUCGAUGUCACUCAGGGUGUCCAGUACCUUAAUGAGAUCAAGGAGCAUGUUAACUCAGCCUUCCAGUGGGCUUCUAAGGAGGGUCCUCUCUGUGAGGAGAACAUGCGUGGUAUUCGCUUCAACAUUCAGGAUGUUACCUUGCAUACUGAUGCUAUCCAUCGUGGUGCCGGUCAGCUUAUGCCUGCUACUCGUCGUGUCUGCUUCGCCGCUGAGUUGCUCUCCGGCCCUGCUCUCCAGGAGCCUGUCUUCCUGGCUGAGAUCACCGCUCCUACUGAGGCCAUGUCUGGUAUCUACAACGUGCUCACCAUGCGUCGUGGUUGCGUGUUCGAGGAGAACCAGAAGGAGGGUACUCCUCUGCUUCAGCUCAAGGCCUACUUGCCCGUUGCUGAGUCGUUCGGCUUCACUGGUGCUCUCCGUCAGGCUACCUCUGGUCAGGCCUUCCCUCAGUGCGUGUUCGAUCAUUGGGAGGCUCUUCCCGGUGACCCGAUGCAGGAGGGUUCCAAGGCUCAGGAGCUCGUUCUCAACAUCCGUAAGCGCAAGAACAUCAAGGUUGAGAUGCCCGAUCUCUCCAACUACAUGGAUAAGCUCUAAGCAUUUAGAUUCAUUUCAAAUCUGCUGGUGGUAUUGGUGUAGUUUGAAUCUGCUGCGUCCGUAUCUGUUGACUCCUAUCCAUGGUUAUAGCAUUGAUGAUCUAUCUUUACCGUUCAAGCGGAUGAUUAUGAUAUACUCAUCCGAGGUCUUGUGUAUCAACAGCUCUGCCGUUGCAACAGUGGAUAAUUACAUUAUAACG
Perkinsus marinus ATCC 50983 is the source of this 2716-nucleotide messenger RNA. Its product is annotated as elongation factor 2, putative. The record is from RefSeq and is a predicted model, not a curated record. Gene Ontology annotation, biological process: translational elongation. The transcript has a single exon. Gene Ontology annotation, cellular component: cytosol; ribonucleoprotein complex. NCBI's taxonomy places the organism in Eukaryota, Perkinsozoa, Perkinsida, Perkinsidae. Gene Ontology annotation, molecular function: GTPase activity; GTP binding; ribosome binding. Bases 1 to 2517 code for a protein of 838 amino acids.